Molecule: messenger RNA, 2963 nt
Organism: Populus trichocarpa (black cottonwood)
Lineage: Eukaryota; Viridiplantae; Streptophyta; Magnoliopsida; Malpighiales; Salicaceae
Product: isoflavone 2'-hydroxylase
Exons: 2
Coding region: 1298-2833 (511 amino acids)
Molecular function (GO): oxidoreductase activity, acting on paired donors, with incorporation or reduction of molecular oxygen; iron ion binding; monooxygenase activity
Source: RefSeq, a predicted model, not a curated record
UCUGAGUUAUAUUUCAUUUGUUUAUAUAAGAAGUUGUAAACCUUUCAAUAAGAGGUUUUCCACUCCUUAUAUAAACCUAAAAAGUAACAUAGAAGUUAAAAAACUUUAAAAUAAAAAAAAAAGCAAUAAAAAUCCUAAAUAAAUUAGGAAAAAUAAAAUUAUCAAUGAGAAAAAUAAAAACACUAUAAAGUAAGUUAUUUUUGAAAAAAAAACUAAAAUUUCUCUUUUUAAAAAUCCUCAACAUCAUGAGUUUGAAAAAUGAAUUUGGUGUUAUUAUUAACCUCUCUGAGGUUAACAAUCCUUAAUAAUUACUAAUCUUUAAUUUUGUUUUCUUUAAAGAAUUAAACUCGUCUUUCUAUUUCAAUUAUAUAGUGAAUGAUUCUGAUUUAUACAAUAUUUAUGAUAUAAUGAGAUUAAUUUUCGAUUAUACGAUGGUCUAAAAGGAUUGACAUAAAGGGAAUGGAAGUCCAAAAAUUAUUGUUAUUUGUGUUAUACCUUUGGCAGAUAAUUGGAAACUUAAUUAAAAACACCUUUGAAUAAUUAAACAAGGAAUUUGAUAAGAAAAAUAAUAAAAAAAGUCAAUAGAUCAAUAAACAAUGAUUUUUUUCUUAAGAAAAUAUAAAUUAGCGAUCACACAUUAAUUAUUAGAGCAGAGAUUUAAACAAAUGCAAAUUAAGAGCUCAUCUUGUUAACAAAAUGAUUAAUUAAGCAAAACGUUUAUGUAAACUAUUUAUUUAUUUAUUUAUUCACUUAAUCACCUGCUGGUACUGCUUCUUCAUCAAUAAACAAUGUUGUUUUGACAAUAUAGAAUAUAGACGGUUAUUUUUUAAAGAACUUUUCGUGCUAAAAUGUAUUAAAAUGAUAUUUUUUUUUAUUUUUUAAAAAUUAUUUUUGAGAUCAACACAUUCAAAACAUAUAAAAAAAUAUUUUUUUACAAAAAAAAAUUAAAUUUUUUAGAAUUUACACAUCGUUCCCAAAUAUUUUCUGGAAUUGAAAACAAAUUAAGAAGUGAUUUGUGGUUUGUAUUUUAAAGUAUUUUUUUAUUUUAAAAUAAUUUUUUUUUGAUAUUAUUAAAUUAUUUUAAUAUAUUUUUAAAUAAAAAAAUAUUUUAAAAAAUAACUAAUAUAAUAUAAUAUAAUAAUUGGAAUAUUUUUUAAGGCAACUCUUGCAGAGAAUCUGGCUGCUUCUGAAUUCUUCAGUCAAGUUUGGCUUGUUAACAGCUGACGUUGAUUGCUCUAAAUUAAUUCCCUAGCUUACCCUCUGAAGAAGAGAGGGUAUUGGGCACUAUUAUAUAUAUAUGGACGCAAGAUUAGUGCAGAAACAGAUUAUCACAACCAAGGAGAUGGAAGACACCAUGAUGUUCUUAAUUCUCACCAUUUCCUUCGUUGUUAUUGCUCUCAGUUUCUUGUUGCAGACAAGAAAGCAAUACAAGAAUCUACCUCCAGGCCCGUUUGCUCUUCCGAUCAUUGGUCAUCUCCAUCUCAUGAAACAACCUAUCUACCAAACCAUCCACAACCUCUCACAAAGAUUUGGCCCGAUCAUGUCGCUUCGAUUCGGUUCCCGCUUCGUGAUCAUUGUAAACUCACCCGAAGCUGUUGAAGAAUGCUUUACUAAGAAUGAUGUGAUUUUGGCCAAUCGUCCCCCGUUUUGCCACGGCAAGUACUUGAACUACAACUUCACCACCAUGGGAGCAGCCAACUAUGGUGAUCAUUGGCGCAGCCUUCGCCGCAUAGGCAAUAAUGAGAUCUUCUCACCGAAACGUCUCAAUGGGUUUCAAGAACUUCGUAAGAAGGAGGUCACGAAUCUCAUGAAGAGGGUUUCUCGUGUAUCUGGUGAAAAUGCAGGGAAGGUGGAGCUAAGGUCCAUGAUUUUGGACCUGACGUUUAACAUAGUAAUGACGAUGCUUGCCGGAAAGCGGUAUUAUGGUGAAGACGUGAGUGAGCUCGAGGAGGCGCUGCAAUUUAGGGACAUGAUGAAUCAGUAUGGUGAGUUUGCUAAGGAGACACAUCUAGGGGACUUGUUUCCCAUUCUGAGCAAUAUUGAUUAUAACGGGUUUGUUAAGAGAAUGAAAACCCUUAGCAAGAACAUGGAUCUGUUCUUGCAAAGACUGAUUGAUGAGCAUCGCGCUGACCGGGAUCGGAACACCAUGGUUAGCCACUUGCUGACUUUGCAGGAAGCACAACCCCAGUCCUAUACGGAUUCAAUAAUCAAAGGCCUAAUUAUGAUAAUGGCAGUCGCCGGAACCAGGACUUCAGCUGCGUCAUUGGAAUGGGCAAUUUGCAAUCUGCUCAACAAUCGACAUGUAUUGAAGAAGGCGAAAGAAGAAUUAGACACCCAACUUGGAAAAGACCACUUGAUUGAAGAACCAGACAUCUCAAAACUACACUACCUUCAAGGUAUCAUUUCCGAGAACUUGAGACUGUAUCCGGUGGCCGCCAUGCUAGUACCACAUGUGGCAUCCGAGCAUUGUACCAUUGGAGGAUACGAUGUACCACCUGGUACAAUGGUGUUUGCAAAUGCAUGGUCUAUUCAGAGAGACCCUAAGGUUUGGGAUGACGCAUUAAGUUUCAAGCCCGAGAGGUUCCUGAACGGAAAAACUGAAGCAUACAAGCUAAUGCCGUUUGGAUUAGGAAGGAGAUCUUGCCCCGGGGAGGGCCUCGCUUACAGGUUAAUGACCUUGACUUUGGGCUCAUUGAUUCAGUGCUUCGAAUGGGAUACGGUUGACGGUAAGGAAAUUAACGUAGAUGAGAAGGUUGCGACCCUCAUGUCCAGAGUUCAGCCAUUGGAGGUUGUGAUGAAAGCUAGACCAGACCUAGACGACAUUCUCGCCUGAGCUACCAAGGAAGUGAAAGGAAUCAAUGCGUUCAGUUCUCUGUUCUUUUCGUUUUUGUAAUUACGUUUAUCAAAUAAAGACUGUACUACGAGGAAUUAAGUUAAUGUAUUACGUUAAGCUUUGCUCCCAA